AUGGCUGCAGACAUCCAGAAUGCUGUGAAAGGAAGCAGCAGCAGCAGCAGCAGCUGUCAUCUGUCUACGGCAGCUUUAACCAACCGACUGUCCGACAUGGCAAAGAAGACGUCCUCCAGAAAGUCUUUGAAGACUCUGUUCUCAAGGACCGAGGCGGAUCAGGACGAGUCUGCGCAAAAGGAACAGGACAGGAAGAAGUUCAAGUUUCCAAAAUUUAGGAUGAAGUCGAAGAACGAGGCUCAGAGGCAGCAGGAGAUUCGAACUGCAGAGUCCAGGACUCCUGCAGAGGACAGAGAGGCUGACAGAAUCGUCUCUGUGAAGAAGUCUUCAUCUGUCUUUGCCAAGGAGUCCAGAGCAAAGGCCAAAGAGUUUAGCUACUCCGAGUUGGACCUCAGAAAACCCAAACGCUUUGCUACAUUCUCCUUUGACCUGAGGAAGAGGAAGAAGAGGGUUGAGGAGAACAUUUCAAAGAGCACCUUUGGUCUUCACAGCUCCGGCAUCAACAUGCAGGAGGAGACUCCGGCCUCCUGUUUGGAUCUGGACCAGGCCAACUCGAAGAUGCAGUUCAGUGUGUCCCAACCCGAGCUUGAUACCAGCGGGACAUUCAACAUCCCAUCUCCUCCUCCUCUGUCUUCAAAUCGAUCUGAGGCAUACUUCUCCUUCCCUGUUGGGUCAUUCCUCACUCCCAAAACCCAGCUAGAAUCCGAUCUGCUUCUCUCCAACAGCUGUGCUGAGGGAACGCCAAGAGCUCCAAUUGCCUCUAUCCAGGAGCUUCAUCUGGAAGAUUCAGCUUCCUCAGUGGAGGAAUCUGCUCCAGCUCAAACACAAACCUCCUCAGCUGUUCCCAGCUUCCAGUCCAAACAGGCAGAAACAGCUGUGGACCCAGACUUCCUACAGAGCUACACCACAUCUGCUGCGUCAGGCAGCUCUGCUUCAUCUUAUCAUCAGACAGACAACACCUCAGGAAAAACUGAGCUGAUCCUGCAGAACAGCGGCGCUAACAGGAAUGUUUCUGAUGCUGCUGCUCCUCUGAGUCAGGAAUCUGCUCCCAAAAAGAUAGAGAAUCAGGAAGGUUUUACUCUCACUGUGACCUCUGAACCCCAAACUGUGGUUCUGACCUCAACUGUCAGCGAGGAGCAGAGGACCAAGCCCUCCAGACAGGACUCAACUGCGCCUCUGAGUGAAAGUUUAGCUGUAGGAGAAGCUGAACAUCAGGAAGCUUUAACUGUCACUGAGUCCCUGAUUCCUGAACCUGACCCAGGGACCUCCUCUGUCAGCAGCAAACAGAUCUCAGCUGAGAGGUCUGACCCUGAAUCGGACUCCAUGAUCUCACCUAUCAGCGCUGAACCGACCCAUCUUCCCAUCAGUCAGGAUUUGGUGUAUGAAGCUUUUUAUGAUUCCCUCUUUCCUCUGAAUUUUACCUCUGAGGUCAUUGCUUCACUGUUGCAACAUCCAUCCCAGAUCCCAGCGAGACUUCCUGCCUUCCAGACAGAAUCCACUGAGGUCCAGCGCCCCCCUGAGAGCCCCAUAGAAACUGACAAAACCCGCUCCCUGCAGUCACAUGAUCCCGCCGCAGGUUUUUUCAGUUCUGGUGAAAUAAAUCCAACCUGUGCUCCCUCUGCACAGACCUCUAGCUCGUCUCGGAUCCAGGUUCCAUACUCGGAGCUGACUGCUUCCCAUUCACACAGCAGAGGCCUUGUUCCUGACUCGGCUGCUUCUCCUGUUUCUGGAACGUCUCCAGGGACAGACUCUCGGGUUUCCUGCGCUAAACGCCGAGUGAUCCUGGUCAGACAGUCGCUCACACCCGUCUCCUCACCUCCGGAUCACAGAAUGAACACCCAGGAGGUCGAAACCCAAAUGGAGAAUUUCUUUGUGCCUACUGGACCGACAGACGGAUCGGACAGAGCUCUGAGUCCUGCCUACCUGAGUGUGGGAUCAGACGAAGGCAGCACCAUGGAAGUUUAUUUCAGCGCUCAGGAGGACAACACUGAGAGCGGAGAGGAGGAGAUGUUCACGGUGGAUGAAAGAGAAAAAACGUUUGUGCCUGAAGAAGGGAGAGAGAUGCAGCUGCAGGGGGAGGACACCCAGCAGGUCGGGGGAGGCCUGACAGGUGGGACACUGAGGGGGGAGGCUCAGACAAGGAUCGAGGAAAUAACUAAAGGUCACAGGUUGGAGGAUCAGCUGCUGUUCCAGGGAAACUCUGAGUGCAUCCUUGGACCAAAUCCAAGGAUUGAGGAGAAAGGAGAAACUAACUCUGCACAGGUGAGAGGGAAAGCAGAGGAGGAGAGGAGGGAGGAGCUGCUGGCCCCACCAGUUCAGCAGGUAAACAAGCUGAUGGAAUGUGAUUCCACCCCGCCCUCCUCUGAUCCAUCAGGGGAAGGAAACCAGGCCGAAGACGUAGAAACUGAUGAUCUCUCUGACGAGGAGCAGAAAGCCCUGAGCCUGCAGGGAAAGUUUCUAAUUUCUGAAGUCAGGAGACCCGAGGAAACAGGAGAGGAGCUCUGUGUCCAGGCAAGAGAGGGAGAGGAGCGCACCUUCAGCUCAAACACGUGUUCUGCAGCAGGACAGAUACCUGACGCUGCUGGUGCCACCCGCAGUCCUGAGUGGGCGGACACCAUGACUAAAAGCGCUGAUGGAAUCGCUGCGACACAACAACAGGUGUCAGACAAGCUGCCAGCUCCAGACACGCGCACACUGCCUCCUGACCUGCAUCCAGCCAAGCCCACCAGUCAUCUGGACCACGGCUUCCAGUAUUCAGGAGCAGAGCCAGAACCAGAACCUGACGACAGGAUGAGUUCAAGCUUCAGCAGCCUGAGCACCAAACUGACCCUAAAGAACUCAUCUCCUCCCAAAGAGGAGGAACCCAAACCCUGUUUCCACAAAGUGUCUCUGGUUGGUACUGAAACCAGCAGCAUAUCCGAGCAAACGGAUCCUGAACCAGAAUAUAGGUUUAAGAACUGUUUUCAUGGUGUAACUCAGUAUAAGUCCAGCAGGUCCUUCCUCCUGGACUCCUCCGACACCUCCUCUGCUCUGCCUGAGGAUGCACCUUACACACACAUUAGCUCCUCCUCAUCUGCUCCCAGCAGCCUGACUGACAGCUCUGUGUAUCUAAGCCCUGUUGAAGUGGGGGAGUGGAGGCGGAGCCUGCUGGAGGAGGAGGAGCAGCCAGCUGCUCCUGCUAGUGAGGGGGAGGAACGGCUGAAAGGAGAGACAGAGUGGAGAAAAUCUAAGUGGGAGCUGGAGCAGCUCACUGUGUCCUCCUGCAGCACCGACGACGACUCCUGCUUCACCGGAGUUUUCAGGGCCACCCUGGUGGAUCUUGUCUCUGAUCCUGCACCUUCCCUCUCUCCCCCAUCCUCCCCGGGCAUGGACUCCGCCUUCAAUGAAAUGGACAUCCUGGUGGACACCCUGAAGAGCAUGGAGCCCUCUCAGAGGCCCAGGAGCACAAGCUUACGAGCAGCUCCUCCUGUCUUGGUCUCCCCCCUGCCCCCCAUCAAGGAGGACAUGUUGAGCCCCAUCAUCUCUGACCCGACCCCCUCCCUCAUCCGCCCCCCACUGAAGACAGAGGAGCCCCAGAACCAACCCUACACCCUACUGGCUGGCCUGGGCCUGAAGAAGAACACCUCCAGAGACAACUGCUCCCUGCUGGAGCUGAUGAAGAAAAGUCAGGAACAUAUCUCGAACCUGCCUAACGGAAAUGGAGCUCCUCAGUCUCCCACCACCAGCUCCCGCCUCAACGGCAGCAUCCUCUUCGGAAAUUACCGCUCCUUAUCUGUGGAACAGAAGCUGGAAAAUGGGAACACCGAGCCGCUCUGUUCCCACACCAGAUCUCUGCCAGAGACUGGAUCGUCAGGUAUGACGGUAAGGGAGUCUGGUAAAGUGGGGCCCCUUGGGAACACAACCGGGUCCCGUGUGGAGCAUCUCUCCUUCGUCGUGAACUCCUCUUCAUUGGGCUCCAUGAAUGGAAGCGGGGACUCCAGCUUUUUUAGGACCAGCUGUCCUGCCUCCCUGAGCCUCGGCUCCCCCACCACCAACAUCCCCACCAGCCUGCUCAGCCCCACCGGCUCCAUCAACCUGCAUAGGCCCCUCACCAACCCGGAGCCUCACCUGUUCAGCCAGGGGCCAGGGGUCCUGCAGAGGAGCCUCAGCUGUGAGGGGUUGUCGCAGACACCCCAGUUCAGUAGCCUGCAGGGAAGCCCCCAGUUCAGUAGCCUGCAGGGAAGCCCCCGGUUCAGUAGCCUGCAGGGAAGCCCCCGGUUCAGUAGCCUGCAGGGAAGCCCCCAGUUCAGUAGCCUGCAGGGAGGGCCCCAGUUCAGUAGCCUGCAGGGAGGGCCCCAGUUCAGUAGCCUGCAGGGUGGGCCCCAGUUCAGUAGCCUGCAGGGUGGGCCCCAGUUCUGUAGCCUGCAGGGAAGCCCCCAGUUCAGUAGCCUGCAGGGGGGGCCCCAGUUCAGUAGCCUGCAGGGAGGGCCCCAGUUCAGCAGUUUGCCCACAGCUUCUCAGUUCCAGAGCCAGCAAGAUGAACCAGACUUUAGCCUGAUGUCGAAGUACCGAGCCUUCCCAGAUGCCUAUUUGACUAAAGAGAAGGAUCAUGGGAAGCUCAACCCUCGUCCAGGAAAGAUGUAUAUCUUUGAUCGGCCGGGAAUGUGCGGUCAGAGGAUGGAGAUCCACGGUGACAUCAUUGAUGCCACAACCUGGGAGCUGCAGGAGACCAUCUCCAUUAGGGUGGUCAGAGGAGGGUGGGUUCUUUAUGAGAAGCCUAACUUUAAAGGGGAGAAAAUCGCCCUAGAUGAGGGAGACGUGGAGCUCACCUGUCCCUUCAGACCACCCGAGGAGCAGCUGCAAAACGGACAAAAGGAGGAUCAUCAGAAGGAGAAGGAGCAGAACGGUGAAAUGACAGAGGAGCAGACUCGGAAGUUCAUCAUCGGAUCAGUGCGCAGAGCAGUCAGAGACUACAGUGUUCCAGAAAUCUGUCUCUUCCCAGAAGAGAAGGCAGAGGGGAAGAAGGUCAUUUUCAGGGACACCUCAGAGGACGCCAGGAUCUUUGGGUUUCCCAUCAAAGCCAAUUCCAUUAUCGUGAAUGCUGGGCUAUGGCUCGUGUUUGCUCAGCCCUUCUUCCAGGGUGUCCCACGUAUCCUGGAGGUGGGGGGCUACUCCAAUCCCACGGAGUGGGGGGUGGAAAACCCCCACGUGGCGUCUGUGCAUCCGCUCAAAAUGGGAGAACCUCGGGUGGAGAACAUGAGGGAACCGAAGAUGGUGAUCUAUGAGAAGCCAUACUUCACUGGGAAAUCUAGGACCAUCACCUCCAACAUGAGGGACUUCCUCAGCCGGACCGACCGCCAGCAAACUGUCUUCUUGGGCAGUCUUGGCUCGCUAAAGGUCCUGGGAGGAAUCUGGGUGGGAUAUGAGAAGGAGGGCUUCCGUGGACAUCAGUACCUACUGGAGGAGGGGGAGUACCAUGACUGGAGGGUGUGGGGGGGCUGCGACUUGGAGCUGCGCUCUGUCCGGAUCAUCUGUGCGGACCUGACAGACCCAAUGAUGACGAUGUUCGAGCAGCCUGAGGAAGAGGAUGGUGUAACGGAGGAGAAACCAUUCGAUGUGACUGAGGCCAUCCCUGACGUGGAGCUGUUUCAGCAUAAGACCUCCACUCGCUCCAUCUACGUCCUCAGUGGACUCUGGAUCGCCUACUCUCAUGUGGACUUCUCAGGGAACCAGUACAUCCUGGAGAAAGGCUUCUACAAUAACUGUGCUGACUGGGGCUCUCUGGACACCCGGGUCUGCUCGGUCCAGCCCAUCUUACCGGCCCCAGCAGAUGCCUCCAGCACCAAAGACAAGAUCAUCCUGUACUCUGAACCAGACUUCCAGGGUGAAUGUCUCGUCUUUCACCACAGCCAGGGGACACUGUCAGAUAAAUUUAUGGUCAUGUCGUGUCAAGUGGUGAGAGGAAGUUGGGUCCUCUGUGAGAACAAACAGUUCUCUGGGAAUAUGUAUGUUUUAACUGAGGAAGACUAUCCCAGUUUAACCAGUAUGGGCUGCCCCUCCAGCUGCUCGGUCCUCUCCAUCAAGCUGGUGCCGAUGACGCUGUCGGUUCCGUCCAUCUCUUUGUUUGGGCUCGAGGGUCUAGAGGGCAGAGAGAUCACCACCGAGUCAGAGGUCAUCAGUUUGGUCCGGGAUGGCUUCAACAACCACAUCCUGUCUGUCCGGGUCAACAGUGGCAGCUGGGUGGUAUGUGAACAUAGCAACUACAGGGGGCGCCAGUUCCUCCUGGAGCCAAUAGAAAUCACCAACUGGCCCAAGUUCAGCUCCCUGCAAAGGAUUGGCUCCAUGUACCCCAUCAGACAGAAGCGGUACGUUUUCCGUGUGAAGAACAAUGAGAGCGGCCACUUCCUGUCAGUGCAGGGAGUGGGGGAAAGGUUCAGUCGGGUGGUGGUGAAAGCGAAGGUGGAGCCGCAGAGCGACAUCUGGUUCUACCAGGAUGGACUGAUUAAAAACAAGCUGUCUACCAAUAUGUGUCUGCAUGUCAUGGGUAGUGUGGAGCCAGCAGCUAAGGUGGUUCUGUGGAACGAGUCCCACCAGUCGAUCCAAACCUGGUCGGUGAAGAUGAAAGGCCUCAUCAGCAGCCUGACGUUUCCUGGAAUGGUGCUGGAUGUUAAAGGUGGCCAAAACUACGAUAAGGAACAUUUGGUGGUGAUGCCGGAGAACGAUGAGAGUCCAAGUCAGCAGUGGGAGAUCCAGCUGCUGUAGCCCUCAGUGGGAAUGUAAACCUCCUGGUGCUGGAUUCUUGAUCUGCAUGUUCUCCUGAACACACAGAGACCUUUAACAAGAAGACAGUGGAACUGCAUCUGAACACACUGAGACAGUUUAACCAACAUGUAGAUAGUGGAGCUGUGUGACACAGCAGGAUGUCCUGGAGAUAUGCUCCUUUUAUUAAAUAUUGGUGUCAGAUUGGAACCAGGUUGUCCUGGCUGCGUCCUCCCUGCAGGACACAUUAGUCGAGUGUUUGGAGGAUCUGCCGACCUGCAGGUGCUGUUCUGCAGUUCUGGAAACCAACUUCUGCUUCUCCAUGAAGCUCCUGUAAAUAUUCUGCCUGUGUCAAACAGUUUAUUCUGCCACUGGAUGAGGCAGACAGCAUGUGUACAUGUGUGUGUGGAUGCUGCUGUGUAUCCUGUGGGAACGUAACUGCACUCGGGUUCUUCUUGUUGGACCCCUUUUUAUGGCUUCUUAGUGUUACAUGAACCUGCUUCAGCUCUAUGUUAAUAUUUGAGAUGAAAUAUAUUCUGUUAGAUGAUGUUGAAUGCAAGGGAAGGGUUUUAAAAUGUUCAAUAAAAAAUAAAGGGAAUGUUUUGUUUUGUUAGCUGGAUCUGAAAAAGAGAUCAUCUCUUUGUAAAGUUCAUAAUUACAUUUAAAAUCUUAUAUAAAGCCUUUUAUCAUCAGA
This is a messenger RNA of Girardinichthys multiradiatus, 7432 nucleotides long. RefSeq names its product beta/gamma crystallin domain-containing protein 1-like. The transcript has 25 exons. Lineage: Eukaryota; Metazoa; Chordata; Actinopteri; Cyprinodontiformes; Goodeidae. The record is from RefSeq and is a predicted model, not a curated record. Bases 1 to 6741 code for a protein of 2246 amino acids.